Messenger RNA from Dichomitus squalens LYAD-421 SS1, 258 nucleotides. Its product is annotated as Sm-like ribonucleo protein. The transcript is spliced from 5 exons. Bases 1 to 258 code for a protein of 85 amino acids. Gene Ontology annotation, cellular component: Lsm1-7-Pat1 complex; U6 snRNP; U4/U6 x U5 tri-snRNP complex. Gene Ontology annotation, molecular function: RNA binding. Gene Ontology annotation, biological process: mRNA splicing, via spliceosome. The record is from RefSeq and is a predicted model, not a curated record. Lineage: Eukaryota; Fungi; Basidiomycota; Agaricomycetes; Polyporales; Polyporaceae.
AUGGCUUCCCAGAUUCUCCCCCUUGAAUUGAUUGACAGGUGCAUCGGUUCCCGCAUAUGGGUGAUCAUGAAGAACGAUAGAGAAUUUACCGGCACCCUGCUCGGGUUCGAUGAUUUCGUCAACAUGGUCUUGGAGGAUGUGACCGAGUACGAGACGACUCCUCAGGGAAAGAAGAAAACAACGUUGAAUCAGACUCUGCUCAAUGGGAACAAUAUCUGCAUGCUGAUCCCUGGCAGCUCGGGACCAGAGGACGUAUGA